Molecule: messenger RNA, 764 nt
Organism: Raphanus sativus (radish)
Lineage: Eukaryota; Viridiplantae; Streptophyta; Magnoliopsida; Brassicales; Brassicaceae
Product: agamous-like MADS-box protein AGL80
Exons: 1
Coding region: 18-764 (248 amino acids)
Biological process (GO): positive regulation of transcription by RNA polymerase II
Molecular function (GO): DNA-binding transcription factor activity, RNA polymerase II-specific; protein dimerization activity; cis-regulatory region sequence-specific DNA binding
Source: RefSeq, a predicted model, not a curated record
CUAAAAACGGCGGCCAUAUGGCAAGACCAAAACUGAAGUUUGCUUGGAUCGAGGAUCGAAAGAAAAGAAACAUUGUUUGCCAGCAGAGGAUGAAAGAAUUGAUGAAAAUGGUUGAAGAACUAACCAUCUUGUGUGAUACGAGUGCAUGCUUGACCUUUUUGAACCGUGAUGAUGGUAAGCUUGUGGCGUGGCCACCUCAGGAGGAGGCUAAAUCUCUCAUCGAGCGUUUUGAAGCAUUACCGGAAAAUGAGAGGAACAAGAAUGCGGAUGAUCAAGAGUCAUACAUCAAGACCAAUACCAAGAAGAUCGAGAAGAAACUAGAGCAUUCUCGGAAGGUAGUCGAGGAGUUAGAGAUGGAUCAUCUCAUGCUCCAACUCCAAAAUGGUAGAAUGCUGGCUGAUUUUUCUCAAACCGAGAUUGAGAAUUUAAAGUCAUAUGCAAGUAAGAAAAUCACGGGUUUGACAAGAGAGUUAGGUACGGAACAUCCUUAUACAAGGGUCGACGAGCCAUUUCUUGGAGAUGAGAUCCCAAAGGCUAAGGAUGUUGCACCUGAACUGGAACCUUGUUUCCGCCCGAUGGGAAGGGGAAGUGUCUAUUUAAUGGACAAGUGGUUUUUGGAUAAUCCAAAAGUUCAAAAACAUGGCGAUGGGACUCAUAUGUCAUCUCAAUUUAACCUGAACAUGGAACCGUAUGAUGACGAUAAGAAGUACAUGGAGUCAGACGAAGGAGAGAGCAACAAGUCUGGUGGUGCAGACAAUGCCUAA